This is a messenger RNA of Penicillium concentricum, 228 nucleotides long. RefSeq lists its product as uncharacterized. Lineage: Eukaryota; Fungi; Ascomycota; Eurotiomycetes; Eurotiales; Aspergillaceae. The record is from RefSeq and is a predicted model, not a curated record. The transcript has 2 exons. The coding region runs from base 1 to 228 and encodes 75 amino acids.
AUGAGACCCCGGCAGAUAUCUAAGACUGGUUUGAUGAGAACGGCUAGCGUAGGGGCUCAGCAGCCAAUCUCAUCAAAAAUAGGAAACCCUCAAAUAAUCGGGCCGCUAUGUAGCCUUGCAUGGCUAGCAGAACUUGACAAGCUUGUCGAAGCCAUCAACGACCCUUCAUAUCUUAUUGAGGAUGACAUCGAGAUCGUUCCUUUUGAGACAAUUCUACUGUGCCAGUAG